GGGGGUCUCCGCUCCUCCGCGGUCUGUUAUUUAAUGGACCCGGGCGCUUCUUAUCCUACCAUUUUUGGGCACACAAUUCCUGUGGGAGAUAUUUGUUUCUCUCUCUAAAACUUGGUCCUCUCUCUAUCUCACGUUCCUUAUUGCGAUCGAUUUCCUGAGGAUUUGAGUCUGUUUCGACGUUUCUAAUUCGGUUUUCUAUAUUCCGAAGCUAGGGUUUCGAAUCUGCUUGCUGAUUGUUCGACUUUGUUGAGGGGAAGUUUCUGAGAUUGGAUAUGUCGAACUCUACAAACCAAGAUUCAACUAGUAACGAUAAGAUCGAGGAUCUUGAUCGCUCGAACCGAUACGAUGGCGAGAACUUUGACGAUUCGUCGUCGGUGGAUGCGCUUUCUUCCUGUGGCGUCGGAUCCGUUGCGAGUUCGAGUGGCUCGCGAGAGAGCGGUCGGUCGACAAGCGAGAUUGGGCUCACGGAGCGGUUGACGGAUGUUCUUGUGGACGGAGGAGAUGGAGAUCUGUUGCUUCAGCAGAACGAUCGCGAAGACCGGGCUCUGCGGUGGCUACAGGCUUUGGAUAUGCAAGUGAUGGGGGCUUGUCGAGCCGAUGAGAGGUUGAAGCCUUUGUUGAAGACGAACGCUUCGAAUGGAGUCGCUGAGGAUCGCCUGCUGGCUCAUUUAAGUCAGGUAUGUAUCUUGUUUGAAGAUAAUUUGAUUCUCUGAGAUUUGGUUACUUUUUCAUCAAAGAGUUCACCGCUUCUGUGGUGGAAGUUUGUUUGGCGAUUCUAUGUAGGAAUUGGUGUGGUGGCCGGUGAUGGUUGCACGGUUUCACGAAUUGGCCAAUUUCGAGCCAGCAGAGGUUGGUAUGCUAGCGAGGUGCUUCUGUAUACCUCUAGUUUCUCUUCGUGUGGGAAAGAUCAGCAGGCAAGGAAAUCAGUUGUGCCCAACUGGUACAAGGGGAAAUCUGAAUCUUACAGUUUUGCCUACAUCUGAUCUGCGUCUCUCAUUCACUGGAGACAACAGUCUGACCGAGAGACUAUUUACCAUCAGUAAAUCCCAGUGCGCUUCUGUAGAAGUGGACGAGAUCCCAGCAGAUAAUUCUGGCCGAUCAUUCCAUAUCAAGAUCCCAGAUGGCCAGGUUUUCUUCUUUUGGUGCUCUGAGAAAUCGAAGCUUUUGGGAGCUGAAUUGCUUGCAAAGAUGAGGGAUUUACUCAUGAGGAAGCCUUCUAUUGCUGAAUUAACGGGAAUUUGUGAGUCCCGCCUCAGCUGCUUUGCAACUCAUCUUCGUGCCUAUCUGGUGGCAACAGUGGGUAGUUCACGAGCAAGUUCUCCAGGAUCUCCCAUUCCUUCCUUGGGCACCACCACUGAACUGUUUGAUACAUCUCAGAAUGGACUGUCCUCAUCAAUGUCGACAAAAUCUUUGCGAUCUCGGCACUCUGGAAGUCAAGCAGCAAAAGCAAUUUCUUUUCAUCAGGGUAGCCUGAGUCCAAGAUCCAGUUCCUUUAAAGAGGGCCUGCCAAGAAACUUGUCUUCACUAAGGAGUGCUGCUAGGGAAAAGUUGCGACGGCGAGGGGACAGUCAUGUUCCUGCAGUUGACAAUCUGACCAUUACUUCAUCAACUGCAUUUGAAGCAUCCUCAUCAAAUAAUUCUGCGAGUGACAAGCUCCCAGCAACCACCAGGAAUAUGCCGUACUCCCCAUUGAGUUUUCUAGAGUCACUUGGGAAAUUAGCGGCCGUACCAGCUCUUAGCCCCACAACUCAAAUCUCUUGUGUUGGCUCGCCUCUCUUCUCCCCUUACUAUUGUUGGUGCCCUCCCGGUUUGCCAACUCUGCAAUUCUCAGCCGCACCUCAACAACUUCCUGUAUCAUCAAAUGAAUCACUGACAUUUCCCUCACUUUCUUCCUUAUUACCUGGUACGAUGCCAUCCAGUUUGUUGACUUCCACACCACCUUUGGGUCUUGACGAAGCUUCCACAGUGAAUUUCCCAGCAUUGCGGUCAGACCAAUUGGUCCGGUUGCCAAUUCAAACUUCUCAGCAGAUUCCAACUUUCACACCUUUAAUGUGUGACCCAAUUGUUCACAUUCCAGUUAUUGAUAUUUGCUCUUCUGGUCAAGGCUACCUAGUUAGUGCCGGUCCUGCUAUUUCAAAUGUCAUUCCUCCAUUGCACCCAAAACUUGUGAACCCAUUGAUUCCUGGAACUGACACCAUGGUAGAAAAGGGUGCGAGAGAGACUCUGCGUCUGCUUAUUAGUGGAUCAUCCCAGAUGACAAAACCACCGUUGAUGGAGGUAUUGCCUGCUGUUCUAACAAAAGCAGAUCAGAAUCAAGGCAUACUACUUGCUGGUAGCCGAGGUCUAUACUGUGGAACCACAGAUGUCGGCGUCAUUGCAAAGGGCAUCGCUGCCAUUAGUUUGGCUUCACUGUCUGGGAGAUCUGGUGGUGGCAGCUAUGAGAAUACGGAUAUACAACAGGCGGGAUCGAGUGGCUUGGGUGGAUCUUUUCCAGAUGACGAGGGAACCACUUCAUGUUCAGAUUGUAGGGAAGAAACUGAUUGACACACUGCGCUUCUUCGCAUGGGCUCUUUUUUAUUUCCUCCGUAUAACCUGUUUUUGUUCCCACAAGUGUAGAUAAGUGGCUGUAGGUUUGCCCUUUUGAGUUGUAACUAGUGAAAAUCCCACCGUUUCUUGGCUCUCUUUUGAGCCAUAAUUGUACUAGUUCUGGAUUAGAAUGUGAAUGAAAUUUGGAUUUUGUUUUAA
Messenger RNA from Juglans microcarpa x Juglans regia, 2745 nucleotides. RefSeq lists its product as uncharacterized. The transcript is spliced from 4 exons. The record is from RefSeq and is a predicted model, not a curated record. Bases 805 to 2544 code for a protein of 579 amino acids. NCBI's taxonomy places the organism in Eukaryota, Viridiplantae, Streptophyta, Magnoliopsida, Fagales, Juglandaceae.